UAAAUCGAUUUUGUGGUGAAAAAGUAUGAAACGAUUACACGAGACAGAAGCCCCAACGGAGAUACCAACGACGUCGACUGACGCUUAUAAGGAGAAGCGCGCGAACAAAUAUGAUUGUGGUAUAUCGAAAGAUGCUGAUAGUGAAGAUGAUAGCAGCAGUAGCGAUUGUGGUAGCGAUAAUGUUGUAUUGACCAGCAGCUCCAAUCACUUCCCAACACGCCUUGGCAAAUGCGAAGUCUGCGCUGGUGGGAACGCGCGCUAUAGCUGCCCCAAAUGCGAAGUGAAGACCUGUUCCCUGCGCUGCGUGCAAAUCCACAAAAAAGAGCUGGACUGCGAUGGCAUACGCGAUCGUACUAAAUUCAUACCCUUGCGAAAGAUGACUAAAAUGGACUUCAUGAGCGAUUACUACUUUCUGGAGGAGUGUACACGCUAUGUGAAUGAUCGCAAGAAUGAUACAAUUAAGCGUUUUACCCGCUACAAUAAAACAUUGCCAACACAUUUGUUUCGUUUACGUGGUGCAGCCGCUGAACGACGCACUCUUCUGCGGUUUUUGUUGCCAAAUUUCACGCGUCACAAAAAUAAUACAACUUUCUACGAUUGGAACUUACGUAAAAUCUACUGGCGCAUAGAAUGGAUAUUUAUCAACGCAGGUGCGCUACAGUAUGUUGACGAACGUUGUGAUGAGGAUUUUAAGUUGGCACAGUUGCUGGAUAAAUAUAUAAACAUACAGAAUGCGGAGUCAGUGCCGCAGAAGAAAGCAUUGGAAUACUAUCAAAGUACAGGAUUCAGUGGAUUGAAGCUGCUCCUAAAAGCUGAGGGUAUUAAAAGUUCGCGUACACGUUACUAUGCGCUGGAUGUGCGUAAGACGCUAAAAGAAAAUUUAGCCGGUAAAACCUUGGUUGAAUUUCCUUGUAUUUAUGUUAGCUAUGAGCAAAAUCCAGCGGGAUGUGAUAUUGUUGAUAGCGAUGAGGAUGUCGAGGCCGAGACCAAACGUCAUGAAGCUGCAAUGGAGGCGUUACACAAGCAACGUUUGGCUGAGAAUUCAAUAAAAAGUGAGAAUGCUGACGCAUACGCUAACGAGAAGCAAGCUGCACGUGAAGCAGAAAGGCUCGCAAACGCCUUGGCGCAAAAGCGUCGUGAGGCAAGGGCGCGAAAACGUGAGGAGUUCCAAAAUGCAGCCAACAAUUUACUCUUCAGCGACGAGCAGUUGUGGGAAAUGCUUACGUCAUCGUCCUCAGGCGACGAUACAGAGGAGGAGAAUAUAACUUGAGCUGGUGUAAAGUCAAACAUUUAAUUUUUACUAAUAUACGUAAGUAGUUAUUCCUUUUUACUUUACCUUAAUAUGCAAGGUGCAUGCCAUAAGAAAAAUUGUAAGCGCAUUAUAAUAGUUUUGAAUAUACCUUUUAUUACAUUGCCUA
Messenger RNA from Rhagoletis zephyria (snowberry fruit fly), 1418 nucleotides. Its product is annotated as box C/D snoRNA protein 1-like. The record is from RefSeq and is a predicted model, not a curated record. Gene Ontology annotation, biological process: snoRNA localization; box C/D snoRNP assembly; maturation of LSU-rRNA from tricistronic rRNA transcript (SSU-rRNA, 5.8S rRNA, LSU-rRNA). Lineage: Eukaryota; Metazoa; Arthropoda; Insecta; Diptera; Tephritidae. Gene Ontology annotation, cellular component: pre-snoRNP complex; nucleus.